Molecule: messenger RNA, 738 nt
Organism: Eupeodes corollae
Lineage: Eukaryota; Metazoa; Arthropoda; Insecta; Diptera; Syrphidae
Exons: 4
Coding region: 1-738 (245 amino acids)
Source: RefSeq, a predicted model, not a curated record
AUGUUUAUGCGAAAUCUUUCAAUGCCAACAAGAAAAAAUGGGCUAUCUGCCGCUGAAAUUGUUCUAAGUGCACCUCAAGGAUAUAAUUAUUACGCAAAUCAACAAAGAAACUAUUAUGCUCAGAGAGCAGCACAAAUUCAGCGAAUUCAAGCCCAAAGAAUUGCAGCUCAAAAUCGUUACUAUCGCCAGCAAUCUGUUAAACCUACCUCAACUACCCGGAAACCCUACGAAGUUGAUAGAGCUGAUUCGGAAAAUGCUAAAUUUCUGGGCGUAAAAAACCAAGAAACACAUGAAUCAGGAUUUGGCAGUCCUUGUGGCUUCCGAAGUGCUGCUGACCAGCAAAAAGGUGAAGGGCGGGUAUUUUGGGACUUGAACAUACAUAACAUUUACCCUGGUGGAGGGUGUGGCUAUGGAGGGAGUCCUGGGGGAUUUGCAGAUCCAUACCCUGGUGGAGGUUUAGCUGAUCCUUAUUAUGGUGGACCAGUUCGUGGACCUUUUCAAAAUUUGCUUGGUCUCUUUCUUCCUGGUGGUGCUUUGAGUGGAGUUAAUAGACCACAAGGUGAUGGUUCUCAAGCUGAUGAUGCAACUAAUUCUGGUAAUGCACCUCCUGGUCCAAAUUUCCAAUUUCUAUCUGACUCAGAUGUUAUGCAAGGAAUAACGCCUAAUCAGUUGAUAAGCGGUGUUGCCAGCACAGUUAACAAUGUCCUACAGCAGUUGAAUAAUCCUUUCCUUGGUUAA